Triticum turgidum subsp. durum (durum wheat) is the source of this 321-nucleotide messenger RNA. Lineage: Eukaryota; Viridiplantae; Streptophyta; Magnoliopsida; Poales; Poaceae. The record is from the annotation of a GenBank genome assembly.
AUGAAGAAUGGCAGCCACCAACCAAGCCCUCUACACAAGGAAAUUUAUUGGGACAUAAGUGAGGACUUCUUCGACUCCAGAAACCCUAGAAGCACAGAUUACUCAUCUGUAGAUCUCUCAUCUAGAUCGUCCACGCCCACAUUCGAGGAGUUGCCUUCUAACUCGCCGGACAUGCCAUUGUGCACCCCAUUAUCACUUGUCGAUGAUAUAAUCUCACAUAAGCAAGAGCAGGGUUAUUACUGGCCACACGAGGGCCCAAAUCUUGCUAAAACUUGUGCCUCGUGUCCAUCUGGGGUAGAAGAGGUACAAGGAAUCAGUUAG